AUGAUAUUCUCCAAGCUUGGUUACUCCUUCGCUCGAUCUUCUCGUUCUAAGGGAUUGGUGUAUGGUGGUGGUGUGAGAUCGGCGAUUCUAAGAGAUGGGAGGCUUCCAGCGCCGCCGGCUUUUGAGGCGGCCGCCAAUCCGGUGGGUGUCGGAUUAGGGCUUCUGAGGCGGCACUUUGCCUCUUUAGCUGCUCGGAAGGGAGUGGAUGCCGGUGAUUUGAGCCGUGUUUUCGUUAACCCUAGAUUGCGUCGGCUCUUCUCUAGCGAAAGCCCAAAGAAGAAGAAUUACGAAAACUACUAUCCAAAAAGUACUAAGAAAGGACCAAAGAAUGAGCAGAAAUCGGAAUCCAAAGACGGCUCGAAGAAGACUGAAAACGAGAAUUUUGGGGACAUGUUCACUAAGGACUUUCAAAAUAUGUUAAUUCCUCUGAUGGCCAUUGCUUUAAUCAUAUCUUCUUUCUCACUUGGUUCCCGUGAACAGCAAGAGAUUAGUUUCCAGGAGUUCAAAAACAAGCUUCUUGAGCCUGGUCUAGUGGAUCACAUAGAUGUUUCCAAUAAAGCAGUCGCUAAAGUCUAUGUGAGGAGUACACCGAAAAACCAAACAUCUGAAGAAGUGGUUCAAGGUCCUGGUAGUGUUAAUGGGGUUCCUGCUAAAGGACGUGGUGGCCAGUACAAGUACUACUUCAAUAUUGGUAGUGUUGAGUCAUUUGAGGAGAAACUCGAAGAGGCCCAAGAAUCGUUAGGAGUUAACUCUCAUGACUAUGUUCCUGUCACCUACGUCUCUGAAAUGAUAUGGUACCAAGAACUGUUGAGGUUUGCACCCACUUUACUUCUCUUGGGUACGCUUAUCUACGGAGCAAGACGUAUGCAAGGUGGUUUGGGAGGUGUUGGAGGACCUGGUGGCAAAGGUGGCCGUGGAAUUUUCAAUAUAGGGAAAGCUCAAAUCACUAGAGCUGAUAAAAACUCAAAGAAUAAGAUAUAUUUUAAAGACGUUGCGGGAUGCGAGGAGGCUAAACAAGAAAUCAUGGAGUUUGUGCAUUUCCUUCAGAACCCGAAGAAGUAUGAGAAUUUAGGAGCUAAGAUCCCGAAAGGAGCACUUUUAGUUGGGCCACCAGGGACUGGGAAGACCCUUCUAGCAAAAGCUACUGCAGGGGAAUCAGCUGUGCCGUUUCUGUCGAUAUCUGGUUCAGAUUUCAUGGAGAUGUUUGUUGGUGUUGGACCUUCCAGAGUGAGAAACUUGUUUCAAGAGGCUAGACAGUGUGCACCUAGCAUAAUAUUCAUCGACGAGAUCGAUGCCAUUGGCCGUGCAAGAGGGCGUGGAGGUUUCUCUGGCGGAAACGAUGAGCGUGAGAGCACUCUUAAUCAGUUGCUAGUGGAAAUGGAUGGAUUUGGUACUACAGCUGGAGUUGUCGUCCUUGCUGGGACUAACAGGCCGGAUAUUCUUGAUAAAGCUUUGUUGCGGCCUGGCAGGUUUGAUCGGCAGAUAACAAUAGACAAACCUGAUAUCAAAGGCCGUGAUCAGAUAUUCCAGAUAUACUUGAAGAAGAUCAAACUUGAUCAUGAACCCUCGUAUUACUCACAGAGGCUUGCAGCUCUCACUCCUGGAUUCGCUGGAGCUGACAUUGCCAAUGUAUGUAACGAGGCGGCUCUUAUUGCGGCUAGACAUGAAGGUGCAACAGUUACAAUGGCGCACUUUGACUCAGCAAUCGAUCGUGUUAUUGGUGGUCUAGAGAAGAAAAACAGGGUAGUAAGUAAACUGGAGCGUCGUACAGUUGCAUAUCAUGAAUCUGGCCAUGCAGUAGCUGGGUGGUUCCUAGAACAUGCGGAGCCAUUGCUGAAGGUGACCAUCGUUCCUCGUGGCACAGCAGCGCUCGGGUUUGCUCAGUACGUUCCAAAUGAAAACUUGCUCAUGACUAAAGAGCAACUCUUCGACAUGACUUGCAUGACUCUUGGUGGCCGUGCAGCUGAACAGGUGUUGAUUGGAAAAAUAUCGACCGGCGCUCAGAAUGAUCUGGAGAAAGUGACCAAGAUGACAUACGCGCAAGUGGCUGUGUACGGAUUCAGCGACAAGAUAGGAUUGCUCUCGUUCCCGCAACGAGAGGACGAGUUCUCCAAACCGUACAGCAACAGAACAGGUGCGAUGAUUGACGAAGAGGUCAGAGAAUGGGUGGCCAAAGCGUACAAGCGAACGGUUGAGCUAAUAGAGGAACACAAAGAGCAAGUGGCUCAGAUCGCUGAGCUAUUGCUAGAGAAGGAGGUUCUGCAUCAGGAUGAUCUUUCUAAAGUUUUGGGUGAGCGUCCGUUUAAGUCGGGUGAGACUACUAACUACGACAGGUUUAAAUCUGGAUUUGAAGAGACGGACAAGAAGAGCCAAGAGGAGACUGUGACUGUGAAGCCUGCUGAGGAUGAUGGAUCUCCACCACUUGAGCCACAGGUUGUUCCGACGUAG
This is a messenger RNA of Microthlaspi erraticum, 2448 nucleotides long. The record is from the annotation of a GenBank genome assembly. Lineage: Eukaryota; Viridiplantae; Streptophyta; Magnoliopsida; Brassicales; Brassicaceae.